AUGUAUAGGGGAAUCAUUGAAUCCUUGUUGUAUCUGACUGCUAGCAGACCUGAUAUUGUAUAUAGUGUUGGAAUGUGUGCUAGAUUCCAAGCAUGUCCUCGUGAUUCACAUUUGAAGGCUGCAAAACGAAUUCUAAGAUAUUUGAAGAAGACAGGGGAUCUGGUCCUUUUCUAUCCAGCAGGUGACACUUUUGAUCUUGUUGGUUUUGCAGAUGCUGAUUUUGCUGGUUAUCAAGUUGACAGAAAGAGUACUUCUGGAAUUGCCCAUUUCCUUGGAUCUUCACUUAUUUCUUGGGGAACUAAGAAACAGAGUACUGUAGCUCUUUCAAUAGCCGAAGCUGAAUAUGUAGCAGCUGCUGCAUGCUGUUCACAAUUGUUAUGGAUCAAGCAUCAUUUAGAGGAUUUUCGUGUAAUCAUCAAGGCUAUUCCCCUUAUGCGACAAUACUAG
Solanum pennellii is the source of this 447-nucleotide messenger RNA. RefSeq lists its product as uncharacterized. The transcript has a single exon. The record is from RefSeq and is a predicted model, not a curated record. Lineage: Eukaryota; Viridiplantae; Streptophyta; Magnoliopsida; Solanales; Solanaceae. Bases 1 to 447 code for a protein of 148 amino acids.